UCUUUCUUUCUUUCUUUCUUUCUUUCUUUCUCUCUUUAUAUCUCUCUUCCUUUAUCUCUUACUGACUUUCUUUCUCUCUCCAGGCUGUUCCCUAUGUGAGCUCCAUAUUUGGAGGAUCCAUGGCCCCAGGGAAGAUGAUUUUCAUCCAGGGAUUUGUACCAGCAGGAGCAGACAGAUUCCACAUCAACUUGCAGUGUGGUACCAGCAAGAAUCCACGAUCAGACAUCGCCCUGCACUUCAACCCACGCUUUGGGGCUAACGUGUGUGUGCGAAACACCCUGAAGAAUCAACAGUGGGGAGCAGAAGAGAGGGGCCAGUCUCACUUCCCUUUUGCUUUCAACCAGAACUUUGAGAUCAUCAUCCUCUGUGAAGCCAACCAGUUCAAGGUUGCUGUGAAUGGCCAGCAUUUCCUUGAGUACAACCACCGUGUCAAGAACCUAAAACGCAUCGAUACCAUUGCCAUUGAUGGUAAGGUGAAUAUUCACUCUGUACGGUUCCAGGGACAGGCUGCCGGGUACAUCCAUGGAUCAGGUAGCACUGUCAACCCGCCGAUGCCAUAUACCGGAGCAAUCGUUGGUGGAAUGACUCCAGGUAGACUCGUCUUUAUCAGUGGAAAAGUACGAGCCAAUCCAGACAGGUUCCAUGUGAACCUCCAGUGUGGUGCAGGCGUGAGUCCUCGGCCAGACAUUGCCUUUCACUUCAAUCCUCGAUUCCAAGCCCAGACGGUUGUACGCAACACACUGAGGAGUCAGUCUUGGGGCAGCGAGGAGAGGAAUGCCUCAUACUUCCCAUUUGCUCCAAAUGGAUUCUUUGAGCUUAUCAUCAUGUGUGAUGCAAAUGGUUACAAGGUUGCUGUCAAUGGCCAGCACUACUUGGAUUAUGCCCAUCGUAUCGCAUGUCAGAACGUCAACACCCUGGUCAUCGAUGGCGCCGUUGAUGUCCACCAGAUCAGGUUCCAGUAGUUCAACAAAAGUGAGAUGAUUCCCUUUGAGAGAGAUAGUCUCUGUGAAUAUUGGUCAAGGAAAUGUCUCUUAAUAUGCAAUGAAUGCAUAAUUUGACAUGAUUUUAGAGAGGGUUUUGUACUCUGUAGAUGUUUAUAUGAAGAAAUUUUAUGUAGUAUGUAGUUGAUCAUAGAAAAUAAAGCAGUACUAAACUGGGAUAAGACUCAUUUCAGCAAAACUUUGUAGUCAUUAAUCAUGUGUUUCAAAAAAAAUUCUUGCAUCUAACAUUGGUGCCUUUUAAUGUAAUGUCUUUUGUAUCAAGUACUAUCUCUCAUUGACCAUAAUUACUUAAAUUGUAUACUUAUCAUGUUGCUGAUUUUUAUUUCAUAGUUUUCUGUUUAAGAAUCUAUGCUUAGAAAGUGACUAUUUUAUAUUGUUGAACUUAUAUUAUCAAAAAAUAUACAGAUAUUCAGAAUCAGUUGAGAUAUUCAAAGCAUUAAGGGAUUGUAGUAGUAGUAGUUCAUAGUAGUGCUAUUUGUUCUCUGUGAUUCUCAUCAGUACUACGCAUCAUGAAUUAAUCUUGGGGUCUACUAGCACUGAUUAAAUAAAUCACCUCUGGGUACAUACAAUUGCCCAUCAUAGCAGCCAAUAAUUGGGUAAUACUUUGUACUCUUUAACCCUCUCCACAUAUAGUGCAUGGUUGUAUUUCAUUUCAUCAGCUUUUACUUUGAUGAGAUUUGAGAUAACAAUGACGUUGGUGAUAAAAUCAAAACAAAAUAUCAAAUAGUUUAGCCUAUUUUUUUCUAUCAAAUUAGCCUUUCCUGCUUUCCAAAAUCUUCAUUACAGGAUUGAUAAGCACAAAUGAUAUUUAAGUUGAUUUCUAUUCUGCCAAUUUAUGCCAAAUCAUUUUUUUUUUAUUGAUCUUGCCUAUGAUUAAUUUUAAAAGUAUGUGUAGUUUGAGUUUAUUCUUACUCUGAACUUAUAGAACAAUCAAUGAUGCAAAUUGCAGUUGUGAUUUGAUAUUGAAUGCAUUACUUAUGUUUCAUAUAGAUUUAUAAUCUCUAAUAAUCUUGCUUUAUAUAAUCAACUUUAUUUCUAUACAUGUAGUUAUAGAUGUUUUGUGCUAAUUUAAUAUGCAGUUGAUUCAAUUUUAUCUUUUCAAUAAAUUCACUUACCACUGAAA
Molecule: messenger RNA, 2124 nt
Organism: Lytechinus pictus (painted urchin)
Lineage: Eukaryota; Metazoa; Echinodermata; Echinoidea; Temnopleuroida; Toxopneustidae
Product: galectin-8-like
Exons: 7
Coding region: 120-962 (280 amino acids)
Molecular function (GO): carbohydrate binding
Source: RefSeq, a predicted model, not a curated record